Symbiodinium natans is the source of this 1857-nucleotide messenger RNA. The record is from the annotation of a GenBank genome assembly. NCBI's taxonomy places the organism in Eukaryota, Dinophyceae, Suessiales, Symbiodiniaceae.
AUGGCACCGGAGGAAAUCGUGCCAUGCGAGGAUUUCGCCACAUGCGGUGCUGCCCAGUUCCAAAACAAGAGCUUCCCGAAGAAUGUCAAGCAACAGGACUCCUACUUCAUCGUGGAGGACAUGGCCGCCACCUUUGGCGUGCGCCUGGGAGGUGUGGAUAGGGUGGCACUCUAUGGUGUGGCGGAUGGUCACGGUGAGUGCGGAGAGGUUUGUGCAACCUUCGUGCGUCGGCACUUGCCAACGCAGCUUGCGAAAUCGCGCCACUUCGCAGAAGGGCAGCUCGAAUCAGCGCUGGUGGAAGCCUUCGUGCAGACGGAGUUGCUGCAGCAGUCUGCAGGCCUUCCGCUCUGGGCCUCGGGCGCCUGUGUCACUGCGGCUGUGGUCUCGCCAACCAGCAUCGUGGUCGCCAACUGCGGGGACUGCAGAUGUGUGUUGGCAGAGCAGGGAGCAGCGCGUGAUCUAUCCUUCGACCACAACGUCCAAAGCGCGACGCCGGAGGAACUCCGGAGGGUGCUUGCAGCAGGUGGCAGCCUCACUCCGGAUAAGCGCGUCACAACAGGAGGCGCUCCUGGCCGGCUCGCGACAACGCGUUCGCUGGGGGACUACUGGGCGAAGCCGCAGGGACCUCCGGAGGGCCACAUCAUCUCUGGGCUUCCAGAGAUCCAGGCGGUAGCGCGGCGGCCUGGUCAGCAGUUCUUGCUGCUGGCAUCGGAUGGCAUCUUCGGCUUCAUGUCAUCCCAAGAGGUGGUGUCCAUGUGCGUGUCCCGAGCCCAGCAGCUGCCGCCCUCAUCGCCGCUUUCGGCCCUGAGCCAUGCGCUGGUUUGUGCCGCCGUGUCUCGCCGCAGUGACGACAACUGCACCUGUCUCGCUGUGGACCUCUCGCGUGUGGACCUGUCGGGGCCGCCCGAGCUGGUGAAGCGGCCAAACGAGCGGCAGCGGCCUCCUGACCUGGAGGUGCCUGGGCCUGAUCUGCCCGAGCAAAACCCGUACUGGGAGCCGAAGCCCGAUGAACUUGGUCAGACCGACAGUGUGCACAGUACUAGGAGGCACGGUCACUCGCUUGCCUUGGCCGAGAAGUCAGUCUCAGAUGGUGCCCAUCGUACGAGGCAGCCUGAAGGCCUGCGCGAGGACUCGGAGAAGACGUCUCUACCUCCGUCAUCCCCGGCCACAGCUGACGAGGUCUGCUGGUGUCCGUGGUGUUGGGGCAUGAGCCACGAAGGCAAAGCCGAGAACAUAAUCCUGGGAUCCUUCGAGAGAUGGAGGCUGCACAUGCAUGAGCACCACUUUGACAAGCUCUCGGUCGCCUAUGCGGCCGACGAGAUCGUGCCGUGCUACUGGUGUUGCAGACCGUGUGUAACAAAGAAGGGGCAGCACAAGAGUUUGAACCGCCUCCCCUUCUGGGGAUCCCACGAGCGCGUCUGCAGAGAGAAUCCCAGCAAGCCUUUGCUUCCUGGCCAGGCUCGUAGCUCCGAGGGGUCGCAGACCUCCAGCGGAGAGUGGCACUGGGGAAGAAGAAGCCAGGCCCGCCGGCCGCCUCUGCUUCGCAAGGAUGCCAGCGGCAUUGGCGCAACAUCUCCUUCUUUGGCUUACCGUGACCUUCGAGACUCGUAUGACCUCCACGAGUUGCGCCAUCUGUCUCUGCCGGGCGACGAAGUUGGACGGAUGGGAUACGACGGGCGCAGGCCGCCGCAUCCUCCAAAAGGUAGUGUCGAGCACAUCAAUGAGCGCCGAGCGCCACGGCGAGAGGCGCACAGACCCUCUGUGGCACCUGAAAGAGCGGAUGCCGAAGAGGCGGCUUCAGGCCAUCAGGCGCAAGGACCGAGCAGAGGUCAUGUCAGAGCCAGGCGUGCUCUCUGA